Fulmarus glacialis (Northern fulmar) is the source of this 405-nucleotide messenger RNA. RefSeq names its product CUGBP Elav-like family member 5. Lineage: Eukaryota; Metazoa; Chordata; Aves; Procellariiformes; Procellariidae. The annotation marks the transcript as partial. The record is from RefSeq and is a predicted model, not a curated record. Gene Ontology annotation, molecular function: mRNA binding. The transcript has 4 exons. Gene Ontology annotation, biological process: mRNA splice site recognition; regulation of alternative mRNA splicing, via spliceosome. Gene Ontology annotation, cellular component: nucleus; ribonucleoprotein complex; cytoplasm.
AUGGCGCGCCCGAUUCAAGUGAAACCCGCAGACAGCGAGAGCCGUGGAGGGGACAGGAAGCUCUUUGUGGGCAUGUUAAAUAAGCAGCAGUCUGAGGAUGACGUGCUCCGGCUCUUUGAACCAUUUGGGGUCAUUGAUGAAUGUACGGUGCUCCGUGGACCUGAUGGUAACAGCAAAGGCUGUGCUUUUGUAAAGUUCUCAUCCCACACAGAGGCUCAGGCAGCAAUCCACGCACUCCAUGGCAGCCAGACAAUGCCCGGUGCCUCCUCCAGUCUAGUGGUGAAGUUUGCUGACACAGAUAAGGAGAGGACCCUCCGUCGUAUGCAGCAAAUGGUGGGGCAGCUGGGGAUAUUCACUCCAUCUCUCACCUUGCCGUUCAGCCCAUACAGCGCCUAUGCGCAGGCU